UCCUGCGGCGCUUUUGGUCUCUCGAGGAGAUUGCUCCGAAUUCGGGUGGAUUGACGCCCGAGGACGAGAUGGCUGAGCAUUUGUUCGGGGAGGCUCACAGUCGCGACUCGCGAGGUCGGUGCGGGGUCCGGCUUCCUGUGGGACCGGAGCAUCCUAGGGUGGCUAACGAGACUGGAUCAAUGGCGCUUAAAUCUCUCUCUGGUAUGCAACGUCGACUGUCGCGAGACGCUAGAUUGGCUGAGGCAUACGGUAGCUUCAUGAGGGACUACGAACGCCUGGGACAUAUGACUCGAGUCCCGGCCUUAGAAAUACGGCGCGAGGACCAGGAUCUGCAGAGGGGUGUGUGGGCGACGAUCGCUGACGCCGGUCCUGUUGAUUACCGUUUGAAUGCUGUCGCGUGCGGGACGACUUGUGCCCCAUAUCUGGCCAUCCGCACGCUUUCGCAGUUGGUUAUUGAUGAGGGGGUUGACUUUCCUCUCGGAGCGGUGGUGUAAAUAUUGGUUUCUAGGCAGUCACGGCGUAAGGGAGAAAAUCCGUCGAUUCGGAGUUGGACGCGAGUGGUCCUGAGUGCACAUGGGGCGGCGUCUGGUUCCCUUCGGCGGGGACACUGGGUGUCCGUGAGUCCGAGCCGGGAUUCCGGCGUCUGAUUUGAUUGGAUUACAUGGAUCGGAUUGAUUAUCACUUCGGGUUAUCGGAAUCUCAGAAAGAAAUAAUUGACAGUUUCAGUGGCUUGGAUUCGAGUAUUUUGAGGAAUUGCGAUCUAGUAGAACGACUGAAUCCGACACGUGUGUUUUGUUAAUUUUAUUUUGCAGUUCAGGUUUGGGAAAUCUCUCGAGGGUAAUAAAAAACACGAUGACUACAGAUGUAAUCGAAA
Neodiprion fabricii is the source of this 874-nucleotide messenger RNA. RefSeq lists its product as uncharacterized. The transcript has 2 exons. The record is from RefSeq and is a predicted model, not a curated record. NCBI's taxonomy places the organism in Eukaryota, Metazoa, Arthropoda, Insecta, Hymenoptera, Diprionidae. Bases 69 to 494 code for a protein of 141 amino acids.